This is a messenger RNA of Amphiprion ocellaris (clown anemonefish), 2718 nucleotides long. RefSeq names its product protocadherin beta-16-like. The transcript has a single exon. Bases 271 to 2703 code for a protein of 810 amino acids. NCBI's taxonomy places the organism in Eukaryota, Metazoa, Chordata, Actinopteri, Pomacentridae. The record is from RefSeq and is a predicted model, not a curated record. Gene Ontology annotation, molecular function: calcium ion binding. Gene Ontology annotation, cellular component: plasma membrane. Gene Ontology annotation, biological process: homophilic cell-cell adhesion.
UAUUUGCUGUAAUGAACAGAAAGGGCCGCUGUUGACCAGAGUGUGGCAGCCUUAGAUCGGACUUGGAAAUGUACCUCCCCUUUAGAUUGUGAUAGUAGACAAUAAAACAGACACUUUCCGCCUUCUCUCGCUUAAAUGGAAAACUGUACAUGGAAACCAAAAGCUGCUAUCUUUUGCUGAACAUGUCUUUGGGAUACCUUCGGAAUUUCUAACAAUAUUCAUUUGGAUUACAGUUUUAUUUAAAGAACAAAGGAAUUCGACGGCAAAACAAUGAGACGGCAAGUACUGUUGUUCUUCUCGGUUCUCUCCGUCACGUCGGUUCUCGGCCAGGUCAGCUACUCCAUUCCGGAGGAAAUGGAGAAAGGUUCAUUCGUCUGUAAUGUAGCUCAGGAUUUAGGUUUAGAUUUGAAAAGGCUCAAAACGGGCAGAGCUCGCAUUCAUUCUGGAGACAGUGCAGAAUAUAUCGAGCUGAACAGAGACAGGGGUGUCCUCCUUAUCAAGGAGAGAAUAGACAGAGAGACGCUGUGUGGAGAAACGACGCCCUGUGCUCUGCAUAUACAGAUGAUUCUGGAAAAUCCCAUGGAAUUGUUUCGAAUAACAAUCGAAAUCACAGACAUUAAUGACAAUGCUCCCAGCUUUGCAUCCAGCGAGAAACGUUUUGAAAUCAGCGAGUCAGUCGUUAUUGGCUCUAAAUUUGUGCUGGAGAAAGCCAUCGAUGCUGAUAUCGGCACGAAUGGUCUCCAAAGCUAUUCGCUCAAACCAACAAACAACUUCGUACUGAAACUAGAAAAUCAGGCAGAUGGAAGUAAAAAGGUAGAAAUGGUUCUACAGAAGCCUCUCGAUCGAGAGCAAGAGGAGCAGAUUACAUUGUUACUAACUGCUCUGGAUGGCGGACAGCCGCGUAUGUCAGGCACAAUGCAGAUAAACGUUCACGUGUUAGAUGCAAACGACAAUGCACCAGUUUUUACUAAACCAGUAUACAAGGCAACGAUAAUGGAAAACUCCCCGCGGGGCACGAGUGUUGUAACUGUUAGUGCUUUUGACAAAGACGGAGGCUCUAACGGAGAAAUAUCAUACGCCAUUUCAAACAACAAGCGUCGUUUAUCCGACCUGUUUCAGAUUGAUAGAAAAACUGGACAGGUUAUCUUGAUCGGUGAAAUAGACUAUGAAAAAGCAAUGGUUUUCCAAAUAGAUAUCGAGGCUACAGACAACGGGGGGCUCUCUGAUUCAAGUAAGAUUCUAAUUGAUGUCACUGAUGUUAAUGACAACAGUCCUCAGUUGAAAAUACUUUCUAAAUCAGAUAUUAUUUUAGAAGACUCUCCUGAGAGUACCGUGAUUGCUAUGCUGAGCGUAAACGACCCUGACUCUGAAAGAAAUGGAGAGGUGAAGUGCAAUAUUAACGAGGACAUUCCUUUUAAAAUACAAAACACAAUGAAUGGAUUUUAUAGUAUAGUAACAGAGGCAGCGUUAGAUAGAGAAGUGGCUCCGCAAUAUAAUAUCAGUGUGACCUGCUCUGAUGAGGGAGUGCCCUCCCUCUCCAGCAGCGUCACUCUCACCUUACAGAUCUCUGAUGUAAAUGACAACGAGCCUGUCUUUGAGAGGAGCUCAUAUGAGGCCUACAUUGUAGAAAACAACACACCAGGUGUGUCUGUAUUCACAGUGAGAGCCACAGACGCUGACUGGAACCAGAAUGCUCGUGUUUCUUACAUUCUGGAGGACUCCUCAGUGAACGGAGUGCCAGUCUCUUCAUAUGUGUCCAUCAGUGCUGAUAGUGGAGUCAUCCAUGCAGUGCGCUCUUUUGACUACGAGCAGAUCAAAGACUUCCAGUUCCGUGUGAAAGCUCAGGAUGGAGGCUCUCCUCCACUCAGCAGCAAUGUGACAGUGAAAAUGAUGAUCCAGGACCAGAACGACAACCCUCCUCAGGUCCUGUAUCCAGUCCAGACUGGUGGCUCUGUGGUGGCUGAAAUGGUGCCUCGUUCAGCAGAUGUGGGCUAUCUGGUGACCAAAGUGGUGGCUGUUGAUGUGGACUCUGGACAGAAUGCGUGGUUGUCCUAUAAACUGCAGAAAGCCACAGACAGGGCUCUGUUUGAAGUGGGCUCCCAGAAUGGAGAGAUCCGAACCAUCCGCCAAGUGAGUGAUAAAGAUGCAGUGAAACAGAGACUGAGUGUUAUAGUGGAGGACAACGGGCAGCCCUCUCGUUCAGCUACAGUCAUUGUGAACGUGGCGGUGGCGGACAGCUUCCCUGAAGUUCUGUCGGAGUUCAGUGACUUUCCACACGACAGGGAGUACAAUGACAACCUGACUUUUUACUUGGUGUUGGCUCUGGCUGUGGUCUCCUUCCUGUUCAUCACGUGUUUGGUGGUUAUUAUCUCAGUGAAAAUCUACAGAUGGAGACAGUCUCGCAUCCUGUAUCAUUCCAACCUGCCUGUGAUUCCAUAUUAUCCUCCACGUUACUCAGACACUUUGGGGACAACAGGGACUCUCCAACACGUGUACAAUUACGAGGUGUGCAGGACGACAGACUCCAGAAAGAGUGACUGUAAGUUCGGCAGAGCUGGUAGUCAGAACGUGUUGAUCAUGGAUCCCAGUUGUUCAGGGACGAUGCAGCGGAUGCAGAGUGAGAAGAGCAUCCUGGAUGAACCAGACUCUCCUCUAGAGGUUAGUCAAAUAGGGUUGAUUUUUUUUGUUAACUGCACGCCGUAAUAGGUUGAUAAUAUC